Molecule: messenger RNA, 1110 nt
Organism: Cynocephalus volans (Philippine flying lemur)
Lineage: Eukaryota; Metazoa; Chordata; Mammalia; Dermoptera; Cynocephalidae
Product: 3-galactosyl-N-acetylglucosaminide 4-alpha-L-fucosyltransferase FUT3-like
Exons: 1
Coding region: 1-1110 (369 amino acids)
Cellular component (GO): membrane
Molecular function (GO): alpha-(1->3)-fucosyltransferase activity
Source: RefSeq, a predicted model, not a curated record
AUGGAUCCCCUUGGCUGGGCCCAGCUACAACGUUCAUGGCGCUUCUGUCUCACUGGUCUGCUAUUGCAGCUGCUUCUGGCUGUGUGCUUCUUCUCCUACCUGCGUGUGUCUCAAAAUAAUGCCACUGGGUCCCCUAGGUCAGGGCUCACCAUAAUGGAACCUGUCACCAUGGCUCCCAGUGUGUCGGCGGGGCUCCCCACCCUCCCACCCUUGCUGAUCCUGCUGUGGACAUGGCCAUUCAACAACCCCGUGGCUCUGUCCCGCUGCUCGGAGAUGCGGCCUGGCUCAGCCGACUGCCAGCUGACCGCCAACCGCAGCAUGUACCCGCAGGCAGACGCAGUCAUCGUACAUCACCGGGAUAUCAGCUCCAGGCCACAGUCGCAGCUCCCACCUUCCCCGAGGCCACCAGGGCAGCGCUGGGUGUGGUUCAGCCUGGAGUCACCCAGCAACUGCUGGCAGCUGAAAGCCCUGGACGGCUACUUCAAUCUCACCAUGUCCUACCGCAGGGACUCAGACAUCUUCACACCCUACGGCUGGCUUGAAACGUGGCCUGGCCAGCCUGCUGAUGGGCAGGUCAACCUCUCGGCCAAGACCAAGCUGGUGGCCUGGGUGGUGUCCAACUGGAAGGCGGAUUCGGCCAGGGUGAAGUACUACCAGAUGCUGAAAACUCAUCUCAAAGUGGACGUGUACGGAAAGGCCCACAUGCCGCUGGCCCAGGAGACCAUGAUGGAGCAGCUGGCCCAGUACAAGUUUUACUUGGCCUUUGAGAACUCUCUGCACCCUGACUAUAUAACCGAGAAGCUGUGGAAGAAUGCCCUGCAGGCCUGGGCCGUGCCCGUGGUGAUGGGUCCCAGCAGGAGCGGCUAUGAACAGUUCUUGCCUCCCGAUGCCUUCAUCCACGUGGAAGACUUCCAGAGCCCCAAGCACCUGGCCCAGUACCUGCAGCUGCUGGACAAGGACCAUGCCCGCUACCUGAGCUACUUUCGUUGGCGGGAGACUCUGCGGCCUCGCACCAUCAGCUGGGCCCUGGCUUUCUGCAAGGCCUGCUGGAAGCUGCAACAAGAAUCCAGGUACCAGACAGUGCCAAGCAUAGCUGCUUGGUUCACAUAA